Messenger RNA from Vicia villosa (hairy vetch), 1437 nucleotides. RefSeq names its product GDSL esterase/lipase At1g29670-like. Gene Ontology annotation, molecular function: hydrolase activity, acting on ester bonds. The coding region runs from base 47 to 1186 and encodes 379 amino acids. The record is from RefSeq and is a predicted model, not a curated record. The transcript has 5 exons. NCBI's taxonomy places the organism in Eukaryota, Viridiplantae, Streptophyta, Magnoliopsida, Fabales, Fabaceae.
UUAUUAUUUCCUAGAUUCAGUAACUUCAUUAGAUUUUUUCUUUGAAAUGGAAUCUAUGUUCAAGACAUGGUUAGUGAUGUUUAUUCUUAUCUUGUCUACGAGCUAUUUGCAUUAUUGUGUCAAUGGGAAAUCCCAAGUUCCUUGUGUUUUUAUCUUUGGAGACUCUUUAUCUGAUAGUGGUAACAACAACAAUAUUCCUACUUCUCCAAAAUCUAAUUACAAACCUUAUGGUAUCGACUUUCCGAUCGGCCCAACCGGAAGAUUUACCAACGGUCGAACUUCAAUAGACAUAAUAACUCAACUUUUAGGAUUUGAGAAAUUUAUUCCACCGUUUGCAAACACUAGUGGUUCAGACAUACUCAAAGGUGUCAACUAUGCAUCUGGCGGAGCUGGAAUUCGCAACGAGACAAGCAUGGCUAUGGGUUUUGUUAUCAGCUUGGGAUUACAGUUAACAAAUCACAGAGCUAUAGUUUCUCAAAUUGCUAGCAGACUUGGAAGUAUUGACAAAGCUCAACAACACCUCAACAAAUGCUUGUAUUAUGUGAAUAUUGGAAGUAAUGAUUACAUAAACAAUUACUUUCUUCCCCAACUCUAUUCAACUAGCCACAUUUAUACUCCUCAGCAGUAUGCAGAAGCUCUAAUUCAAGAGUUAUCUUUGAAUUUACAGGUUCUACAUGACAUUGGAGCAAGGAAAUAUGUGUUAGUUGGGUUGGGCCUCUUGGGCUGCACUCCAAAUGCCAUCUUGAAUCAUGGAACAAAUGGGGUUUGUGUUGACGAGGAGAACGCUCCUCCAUUCAUUUUCAAUGGCGAGCUUAAAUCUCUAGUGGACCAUCUCAAUAAUAAGUUCUCUGCCGAUUCAAAAUUUAUCUUCAUAAACAGUACAUUCGAAUCAGAUGGCCAGAAUUCGGGCGGUUUUGUUGUUUCAAAUGCUCCUUGUUGUCCAUUAAGGUUGACUGGAGGGUGUAUUCCCGAUGAAAGACCAUGCAAUAAAAGGAAUGAAUAUGUGUUUUGGGAUGAGUUCCAUCCCACUGAGGCUUGGAACCUACUCACUGCAAGAAGGUCUUAUAAUUCACUUAAUUCAGGCUUCACUUUUCCAUUGGAUAUCAAGCAGCUUGUUGAACUAGAAGUUAAGAUGGAAUUGGAAUCCACAAAUGCGACCGCAUCAAAGCUUAGUGCCUCUAGUUAAACAAGCUCGAUUUAUUAGUAUGCAUUCAUUAUUUUUCCUACAUGCAUUUGAAACAAUCUUUUCAUAUUAUAGCAUUAUUGUAAACUAUAUUAAAUUCAGCUUAGUGUAAUUGGCUUCGCCGCCUUAAUCUUGUUCCGCUGUGUGUUCAAUAAGCCUAUUGAUAACUUUAGCAUUUAUAUGAUUAUAUCUUCAAGCAAAUGCUGGUGGGGAGUUUUGGGAAGUGCCAGGAGCAACAACAAACCAAUAAUCUA